Molecule: messenger RNA, 2385 nt
Organism: Erpetoichthys calabaricus (reedfish)
Lineage: Eukaryota; Metazoa; Chordata; Cladistia; Polypteriformes; Polypteridae
Product: gastrula zinc finger protein XlCGF26.1-like
Exons: 3
Coding region: 289-1977 (562 amino acids)
Biological process (GO): regulation of transcription by RNA polymerase II
Molecular function (GO): DNA-binding transcription factor activity; RNA polymerase II cis-regulatory region sequence-specific DNA binding
Source: RefSeq, a predicted model, not a curated record
UUUGAUUGGUUCGUCAACGGAACGAAGCCGUGGUGGAUCACAGUGGGAGUGUUUUGCACCAUACGAGACUCGUGUCUAAACAGCAGAGAAGGGACGUAGUCAGAAUAAGAAAAUGAAAAGAAAGAGAGACAAGAAGAGGAAGAGCGUUGAAGAGAAGGAGUGUCGGUAAGAAGGAGCCGCCGUCCCAUGUCACAUAGGCAUGCAGAGAGGUGUCUAAUGGCCUCCAGGCCAAAACCGUCCCUGUGAGAAUGGAGUCUUAGAAGGGAACAAAAGAGUUUUGCACAGAGCAUGGCCUCGGCCAAAGAUGACGGCGGGAGUGAACGACUGGCACACAUUAAACAGGAGGACUGUGAGUGGGGUACAGCAGAGGAAUUGUAUGCGAAGGUGGAGGACUCUGAAGGAAGAAUCUCGGUUUUUAAACAGGAGGAGUGCUUCAAACAAGAGUUUUGUGAAGAAUCUCAUUCAAGUUUACGGCAUUGGGUUACUAAUAUGGGACAGCUGGCUACCCAACAAAAUUCUUUGAAACUGAAAUCGGAGUUCUCUGAGCUUGAAGAGAAAAUCAAUGAAGGAAAUGGGAGAGAAGAAGGAAAGAAGCAGCAACCAUCUAGGAAUGUGAAAAUGAAUUUUCAAGAAUGUGGCAACUUCUUCCCGUCUUCAUCUGCUGAGAUGUCUCUUCAGUGCACACUGCAACACACACAGGAAAACGAGAAAAUGAAGAAGAAUUCAACAAGAGGAUCAGAAACUUUAACAUCAGCUUCCUUCCGGUGUAGUUCUCUUCCUGCAAGAGAAACCAUCGAUACUGAAGAACAACAAUGGCAUAGCACAGACCAAGAGGCCUUGUACACUGCCGGAGCAUUUGGACAAACCUUUAAAAACAAAUCUGACUGUAAAGAUCUCAAGUUGAAUCAAAAAAGACCAAAGCCAUAUUGCUGCACUAAGUGUGGAAAACAAUUCACUAUCAGUUGCAAUCUUCAGAGGCACAUGAGAAUCCAUACUGGAAAAAAUAUGCAUUGCUGCUCUGAAAGUGGCAAACGACUUUGUGACAGUCUUGCUCUCCAAAGACAGAACAGAAUCCACACUGGAGAAAAGCCAUACGGCUGUACAGAGUGUGGAAAAAGAUUCAACAAAAGAUGCCAUCUUCAGAGCCACACAAGAAUUCACACUGGAGAAAAGCCAUAUGGAUGUUCUGAAUGUGGUAAAAGAUUCACAGAGAGUAGCACCCUUCAGAGGCACAAAAUACUUCAUACUGGAGAGAAGCCAUACUGCUGCUCUGAAUGUGGCAAACGAUUCACCAUCAUUAGCCUUCUUCAGAGCCACACAAGAAUUCAUACUGGGGAGAAGCCAUAUUGCUGCUGUGAAUGUGACAAAAGCUUUCCUGACAGUCGUGGUCUCCAAAGACAUACAAGAUUCCACACUGGCGAAGAACCAAAUGGCUGUGUUGAAUGUGGCAAAAGAUUCAUCGAAAGUUGCCUUCUUCAGGGUCACACGAGAAUUCAUACUGGUGAGAAACCAUAUUGCUGUUCUGAAUGUGGGAAACGACUUUCUGACAUUUACAGUCUCCAAAGGCAUAAAAGAAUGCACACUGGAGAAAAGCUGUAUGGCUGUACUGAAUGUGGUAAACGCUUUACUGACAGUAGCCAUCUUCAGGCACACACACGAAUUCAUACUGGAGAAAGGCCCUUCUGCUGCUCUGAAUGUAGCAAAAGAUUUUCUGACAGUUCCAGUCUCCAAAGACAUACAAGAAUCCAUACAGGAGAAAAACCCUAUGGCUGUGCUGAAUGUGGUAAAAGGUUCACUGUAAGUAGCAGUCUUCAGAAGCACAAAGUCAUUCAUACUGGAGAGAAGCCAUAUGGCUGUUCUGAAUGUGACAAACAAUUCUCUAGAAGCAGCAGUCUUCAGCGUCACCUAAGAAUUCAUAAAGGGUGCAAACUUAAGGGAGUAAUAAAUGAAGUAGUGCAAGAGAACCCUUGUGACUGAAGAGUGAGGUUUACUCCUGUCUUGUUAGUAAGCACACCAAGAAAUUUAAAGAAAUGAACCCUGAGAAAAGCCUAAAGGCAAAAGACUUUUACAUAAGGAAAGCCUUCUGUAUUACAUAAGAACAUACACUGGAGGGAAGCCAUAUGGCUGUGUAAUAAGCCAAGUUCAGUGGCUGUUGAAAUAAAGCAAAUAUAGAGAGAGACACUUGGCUUGUCACAGACAUUGGGGAAAAAUAUUGGAGAAAUAAAGUUUUUAUUUACCUGUUUUAGCGCCCCCUUCUUAGAUUAACACGGCAGUUUGAGAAGGUACUGGUCCACUCCAUGCUCCUUCUUCACAUCAGGAAGCCUCUGGAACCCCACACCAUCGAUAAUUAUGACCGAAUGAGCUAACUAAUGGGGACAAAUCACA